This is a messenger RNA of Guillardia theta CCMP2712, 1395 nucleotides long. RefSeq lists its product as hypothetical. The coding region runs from base 1 to 1395 and encodes 464 amino acids. The transcript is spliced from 5 exons. NCBI's taxonomy places the organism in Eukaryota, Cryptophyceae, Pyrenomonadales, Geminigeraceae. The record is from RefSeq and is a predicted model, not a curated record.
AUGGAGGAUUCGACUCCGGACAUUCAAAGUGACUUGUCCUCUCUUUCUUCAUCGUCCGAUGCACCAAAGCAAGCGAGCCAUGAAGAAACGAAGCCGACAAUUGGUGCUGUAAAAGACGAAGAUGAGUCGGAGAAGAGUGAUCCGGUGAAUGAGGCUAUCUCGAGUGCUUUUGCUCUGGAGUAUCAGCAGCGGAACGAGAAAACGAGGAGAGAUUACGCCGCCAAGUUCCAACAGGGUGUUGGUAGUGGAACAGCGGGAGUAGCGGGCGAGCCGACCGAGCUGCUUCCCAGGUUCGAGCCUGUCUUCAGCGGUCACAACAUGGAGGUCAUUGAGGAUGGUCGAACGCUGCGGAAGAAGGACUGGAGCAUCGUGCAUGGCCGAGUCCUCGGUCUGGACAGGAAGGUGUGGUACGAAGACAAGGAAGAGAACGUGGCGUAUGGCUACCAGGCUCCUUCCACCCUCGUGUUGGGCAGAUCCUCCUCCAUGGGCGUCGAGCGCUACUCCUUUCUCAUCCGAGAGAUCCAAGGAGGGAGCUUUUUCCUCGGCUUCCUCGAGCUUCCCUUCAAGCCGGUGCAGCAGUGGCCCAACUUCUUUGAUACCUGCGCCUGGAUGCUCGCAGAUGGAGGGAACGUGUUCCGCACGGGGCCCGACGUAGGAGGAGAAGGAUACUACGACUCGCCGCAGGACGAGCUUCCUCUGAUGGGGAGGAGGUUUGCGAUGAAGACGGGGUUCGAGGUACUGACGGAGCUGCUGCGGCGGGAGCUCUACACUCAAUACCCCAACGUGACGACACCAGGGAUCUGGACGUUCGGGGAAGGGUCGGUGGUGUCGCUAGAGAUCAACAGGGAGGAGAGGGAGCUGCGCUUCGAAGUUAACGACGCUCCUCCCUUCACCCUGCGCAACGUCUCCUCCUCCGCCCUGCCCUUCGUGACGCUCCUGUACCCCAACGACACCGUCUCCCUCCUCUCUCCCGCCGAGGAGCAGUUCUUUCGUGCAAGGUGGAAGUCGAAGAGGAGGGGGCCGGAGGACCCGGACUACUGGGUGUGGGACUGGGAGCGAUGGCGCCCGUCCGACGGUGGUCUGAUCUGGAAGGAUGGGAAGUACGUGGAGGAUCCUAACAAGAAGAACAGAUGGUUUCCAACCUACGACAACAACGACGGGAGGAGCCCGGUCCCCGGGCUGAGCCUGACGGAGUACUUGAUAUUGAAGAGCUCGUAUGACGAGCAGGCGCACGAGAAGCGGAAGAAGGAGAGGGAGAGACGAGACAAGAAGACACUGGAACGAGGGGACAUGCCGAGAGAGCUGAAGCGAGUGAUGAAGGAGGAGGACAAGGGUAAGUGGAGAGAUUUGGAGGAGAAGCUCGAGGAGCUGAAGAGCAGAGGCAAACUAAAUUGA